AUGACCACGCUGCUCUCCGCCUGCUGCCUCCCCCUGCUGCUGCCCCUGAUGCUGCCCCUGCUCCUGCUGAGUUGUGAAGCAAAGAUCAACUCGACGCGCUCCUCCAAAGACAUCUACACUUUCACCAAGAUUCUGGACAGCCUGCUGGAUGGAUACGACAACCGUUUGAGACCAGGGCUAGGAGAUGAUCUAACCAAACCAGAGGAGCACAUCUCAGUUGAAAAUAUACAGCAUAAAGCAAUGGAUCAGGGCGGACUGAAGCGCAACGGUAAUCGAGACGACAGCCUGACAUUUCUGGAGCCUGAAGUUGGUGUGGGUAGAGAGUCAGUAGGGGACACAGCUGAUUCACUGCUACAUGCGAACAUGCACCUGCCCAACAACAGCCCCGCACCACUGCAGAUGGUCCAGUCCACCGUGGCUUCAAACGGACAGGUCGCUCCCAAAAGCCAAGGGAAUAUGAGAAAUAUUUUUGAGUCUCCGGACAUUUGUUUCAACAUGGGGGACAACCUUUCUGUGGUGAACCAUGGCAGCUCCGGUCUGGACCGCUCCUCCACUAACAUAAUCAACACCUCAGAUGUUUCUGUUCUGAGGGACCUGCCCAUCCCGGACCUGUUUGGCUCCCACAUCAAACAGGAGCAGGAUUUUUCUCUGCCUAAGGACCUGGAAGACUUUAACACGCACCCUGGCUCAUGUGAUCUCGAUAGCGAUGUCAGGCUAUUAGAGGACAGUGAGAUUUGGCAAGAUCUAGACUUGCCUGGAACUCUGCCUGAGAUUAAUCAUUUUGAGUUGGAUUCAGAGGUGGCACACUUGGAUAACAUACUCCAGGACAGCAGUGUGGGGGAGCCUUUGCAAGGGAUGUUGAAGGAAGCCAAGAGCCUGGUCAGUAACGGAGGCCACUAUUCUGCCAUGAACGGGAUUGACCCCUACCACGGCUCAAUGCACCACCAGCCCUCCACUCUCCUCUCCUCUGUCAUGAUAAAGGAGGAGAAGGACGACGACUUCAUCCACAUUCAAACCCCUGGAGUGGUCAAACAGGAGAAGCAGGACAACGCUUCUUACUGUGCUAGCCAGUGUCUCCAGAGCAGUCCUCUACAUGGAAACACCAUGGCCUCUAUUGGGUACCAGUACAGACCGGCCACGUCCCCCUCUGUGAACCUGCCCGACCAGAAGCCCUUUGCCAUGUACCCCACACUGCCCCCGGUGGAGGAGGGCUGGGCACGUGGCAGGUAUGGAGAUGGGUCUGCAAUGCAGAGGAGCACUAAUGGACUCGCCUCCCCCUCCACGCUGGCUCCGUACCCGUUGAACUUCUCCAGGUAA
Knipowitschia caucasica is the source of this 1317-nucleotide messenger RNA. The record is from the annotation of a GenBank genome assembly. NCBI's taxonomy places the organism in Eukaryota, Metazoa, Chordata, Actinopteri, Gobiiformes, Gobiidae.